UCAGCAAGCAUGCCUCGAGGGAUGAGCGAGCAUGCAUAUCCGGAACAUUCGAAAUCGGUGGAGGUCUAUAAUUGAUCUCGAGCUGCUCUCGCUGCUCCCAAGAUCCUCUAUUUUGAGCUUGUUGGGCGAGCCGCGAGAAGCGUUUCCCUCGCCGAGCUAGCGAGGACUAUCUUCUCUCGUCCGAAUCUACCUACUCGCUCCCAAGAGGAGUGAAUAUUACGGCCCAGAAAUGCCUCUCACCAAAGAAGAAGAGCGCGCCAUGAUGAUGGGCCAAGAACUACCAGGCAAAAAAGGGAAGCUGGGACUCGUGUCCGGCGUCUACAUCCCAGUAUGCCUCAACAUCCUGAGCAUCCUCAUGUUCUUGAGGUUCGGCCUCAUUCUGGGUCAAGUUGGUCUCCUGGGCAUACUAGGCCUCCUGAUCAUUGCCUAUCUCAUAGACUUUGUCACGACUCUGUCCCUGUCUGCCAUUGCAUCCAAUGGUGAAGUCAAGGGUGGCGGGGCCUACUACUUGAUCUCUCGAUCUUUGGGACCCGAGUUUGGUGGCUCCAUUGGUAUUCUGUUCUACCUGGCCCAGGUUCUCAACACGGCACUCAACGUCGUCGGCUUGAUCGACUGCCUGAAACUGAACUUGGGCUCGGUGAUGCCUCACGGGUACUGGUGGAACUAUCUCUUCGAAACUGUGGCCCUGCUUAUCUGCACCCUCCUUUGCCUGGCUGGGAGCAGCAUCUUUGCCAGGGCGAGCAACGCCCUGCUCGUCAUCCUCACCAUUUCCAUCCUCAGCAUCCCAUUUUCCGCCUUGUUUAUGCGCCCUUUCCAGGACCCCAGCCUCGGGAUCGAUUUUACGGGCUUCAGCUUGGAUACACUACGCUCAAACCUCUUACCGCACUGGUCCGGGGAAGAGUACAAAGGCAUGGAGACCUUUCGAGAGCUCUUUGGUAUUCUAUUCCCUGCAACAUCGGGUAUUUUUGCCGGAGCCUCCAUGUCGGGGGACUUGAAGGAUCCCAGCAAGGCCAUUCCAGUCGGAACCUUGCGGGCAAUGCUGUCAACCUUCAUCGCAUACCUGCUUGUCAUCUUAUCGCUGGCCGCCAGUACAACUCACGCAUCGCUUCUCGGGGAUCAGAAUAUCAUCCAGGAUACGAAUAUCUGGGCACCCCUAAUCUUCGCGGGGGAGUGUGCCACGACCUUCUUCUCGGCUCUGAUGGGAGUUAUUGGCUCCGCCAAACUGCUACAGGCUCUGGCCAGGGACAAGCUCUUUCCGGGCCUGUCUCUCUUUGGAAAGGGGACGAAGAAAGCUGAUGAGCCUUUUCUCGCCAUAUUCCUAACGUACGUGGUCGCUCAGUUUGCCUUGUUUGCCAACCUGAACCAGAUCGCCACUUUCAUCUCGAUGGGCUAUCAGAUGACAUUCUUCGUCAUGAACCUCGCCUGCUUCCUGCUCAAGAUCGGUUCCGCACCGAAUUUCAGACCAGCUUUCAAGUUCUUCACGUGGCAGACGGCCUUCGCUGGCAGUGUGCUGUCAGCAGCUGCCAUGUUCUUCAUCGACGAGACAUACGCUACCACUGCCGUGUGCCUUCUUGUCUUCCUCUUCCUUCUCAUCCACUAUCUGAGCCCACCGAAACACUGGGGCGAUGUUUCCCAGAACCUCAUCUAUCACCAAGUCAGGAAAUACCUGUUGCGCCUCAAACCAGAACAUAUCAAGUUCUGGAGGCCCCAGAUAAUUCUGCUCAUCAACGACCCCAGGCGAAAUACCCGACUGAUACAGUUUUGCAACUCCAUGAAAAAGGGCUCCCUUUAUAUACUGGGACACGUUAUCGUAACGGAUGACUUUGCUGCGGGUGUCCACGAGGCAAAGCUUCAGCAGGCUGCCUGGACUCGGUAUAUUUCCGAGUACUCGAGGAUCAAAGCCUUUGUUCAGCUUACCAUGUCCCCUUCCAUAACUUGGGGGGUCAGAAGUUUGAUUCUCUCAUCCGGGCUGGGCGGAAUGAGGCCGAACAUCGCCGUGCUUGGAUUUUACAACAUGGACGAGCUGAGGGCGUCGAUGACGUUUACCGGGAUCCCCAACCUGCCCACGUCCCCAGUAUCACCAAGGGCCCCCAGAGGCGAUGAGAAAACUACUCGCAGGAGACGAGGCGAUACAUCUGCUCGCUUGUUGGAGGGCUUUCUACCCACCGACGUCAUACGGACGGAGGAAAUGAUGCACGUCACAAGCUACCUGACUAUACUGGAGGAUCUGGCGUUGAGGUAUCGACUCAAUGUUGCAGUCGGGAAGGGUUUCGAGACACUGGAGACACCUCGGAGGGAUGGCAGCAAUUCAAAGAAAUACAUUGACUUGUGGCCUAUCCAAAUGUCCGCCGAACUGUCCGCAGAGGGCAAGAGUGUGUUGACCACGAACUUUGACACAUAUACGCUAAUCCUCCAGCUGGGCUACAUUCUUCAAACGGUGCCCGGUUGGAAGCGAGUCUAUAACCUGCGAGUCCUUGUGUUCGUCGAGUACGAAAGCGAGGUUGAGGAAGAACGCGGUCGAGUCAGGGCUCUCCUUGACAAACUGAGGAUCGAAGCCGAAGUGCUCGUCUUCUGGCUGGCGUGCGGUCAGCUUGGGACUUACGAGAUGAUAGUACACGGCCAGCCCGGCUCGGACGACACGGAGGAUGUCGUCAACGAGUGCUUGAAAGACGAUGAAUGGUGGGGCGAUCUACAGAGCUUUCGGGGCUCCUCUCACGACACGAUGAGCGUAUCACAGGAGUUGGCUUCCAUUGCCAACGUCAUGGGAUCGACAACGGCACGGCCCGGCGUGUAUAACCCUCAUGCCAGCCAAGGACAAGGGUCAGACCGACGACGGGCCAGUACGGUAAUCCUAGCUGACCUCCCAAAGAAAUCGACCGUUUCCGAACUGGCAAGGUUGGGUGUAAAUAUGGGGAUACAUACCCAGAACCUCCCGUCGAACGUGUUUGACGACUCCGACACCGAGCACGAGAGUGGGAGCGAUAGCGAUAACGAGUCUUCGGAAGACAGCAAUCUAGGCGCUUGUUUCAACGAUGCCGGAAGCGUGGCAAGUGAAGGCGACCUCGACGAUACGGAACCCGCAAGGCGUCCCUUGCUUUCGCUGGCCAACAGGCGGAAGAGCCUUGGAGAUAUUCUGGACCGGCCAAGGGGCCCGGAAAGGAGAGAAGAGCGGAAGGGCAAAGGCCGUGGCCUGGGCGUCCCGACAGGGGACUCUUAUGGGACCAUGUCCAAACCCGCACAUAGGAGGGGCGAGGACACCGAGGAUCUAUUUCCAACUUUAGCGCCACCGUCGAAGACUCAGAGAACCUCGGGAACUGUGUCGACGCGGUCGCUCAGCCCGGAGAAGUUGGCUCGCAGGGGAAUGAGGUCCGAUACGCCAUCUCUCCGACCUGAAAGGCCACCACUUUCUCGACAGGGAUCGUCGGCCAUGAAAUUCUCUAGCAUGCUUGUCCCAGAGACAAAAAUCACCAACGAGGAAGGCUCAGAGCCCAGGAUUAUGUUUGCAAACUCGCAGACCACCGGGACACCCCGUGAACGACCUCCCUUUUCCCGCCAUUCUUCCACAGGGCGCUUCUCCAGCAAGCCGAUACCCGAGGCGAAGAUAACCGAGGACCCUGCGGGUGGCGGGCCCUCUGUUUCCUUCGCCGAGCCGGAAGCGAGGUCUCAAAAGGCGUCAGUCUCCAGAAGGCCCGGCGACGGCGAUGCGCAGGUCAACAUAGCCGACUUGAUCUCAUCCCGCUCAUUCGUGGCAAGGGAAGAAGACGGCGACAGGAGCGGGUCAAGCUAUUCUACCCAGGGAUUCCCGCUGUCCUUCAACGACCUCCCGAGCCGCGCCCAGCAUCUCAUUCUCAACGAGCUCCUCCGUCAGAAUAGCAAUGACACGGCCGUCCUGUUCACCACUCUGCCAAUCCCAGAGGAGGGGACCUGCCAAAGCGACGAGGCAAGCGUCCGCUAUCUCUCUGACAUUGAGGUGCUCUGCAAUGGGUUACCCCCUGUUUUGCUCGUCCUGAGCAAUAAUAUGACAUUCACGGUAAGCCUGUGAUUGCAGCUUGUGGUCGGGGAGGGGAGAUCAUGCAGCUUUCAAAGAGUAUCACGGAAUCACUGAGAUACCGGGGACUUGAUGCCGAGAAACCUUGCCAUGCGGGUCAUGGUGGUUUUGAACAGAACAAAGGAGAGACUCGAACUUCGGAAGUGGCGAGCGCCAUGUACGUUGACGGGUCAAGGGGGUUCUUUAUUGUCCUAUAUGCGAGGAAUAAAUUG
Molecule: messenger RNA, 4260 nt
Organism: Phialemonium atrogriseum
Lineage: Eukaryota; Fungi; Ascomycota; Sordariomycetes; Cephalothecales; Cephalothecaceae
Product: amino acid permease-domain-containing protein
Exons: 4
Coding region: 230-4042 (1270 amino acids)
Biological process (GO): cell volume homeostasis; chloride ion homeostasis; chloride transmembrane transport
Cellular component (GO): vacuolar membrane
Molecular function (GO): potassium:chloride symporter activity
Source: RefSeq, a predicted model, not a curated record